AGAAAAGGGGAGUUGAAGCGACUAGCAUCUCAGCUACGUAUCUAUCGCUUGCUUUCACUCUAAACGUCGUUGAUUCUAGUCAAUAAAAUACCAGCGCAUCAGUAAUGAACGAGUGAAAAAAGUGUUCUCUUAUCAUCAGGCGUGUGCAUAAUCGAUCAUAAAAACGUUAAAUUAUAACCACGGAAUUUCUACCUAUGGAUAUUUAACAAUUAUGUUGUACGCGAAACGAUGGAGAAAUUCCCGCUGAAGGGUACGGUAACCUCGUCAACGGCAACCUCGUCCUUUGGCCCUGCACAGUUGAGCACAACGCCCACCAUGUAUCACUCUGUCGAUGCCAAGAACGGAAAUGAAGUAGAGGGCGGAAGUUUAAGCGACUCCCGUUUACGACCUACGGGCCUUACCAAUAGGGGAGCGAUAAUUAGUAGCGACGAAGACAUGCAGCAGGACGUUAAUCACCAUCAUCAUGGGACGUCCCAACUCUCUGGGAACAACGCCUAUCUCGACCGUAAUGUCAGGCUGGACGAUGGAACGUCUCACUGUGGGAUUACUUUUUCUGGGAUGCAGGUUUCAGCAGACUCGGAUGACAUUCCCGGUAUCGGUCAGUACGAUGACUUUCACACUAUCGACUGGCAGCGCGAUAUCGCCAGGGAUCGUAUGCGGCAUCGCUAUAUUGUUAAAAAGAAGCAUGAUUCCAUGUGGGACUUGAUCAAGGGAGCCCAUGACGCCUGGUCAGGAUGGCUCUGCGUUUUAUUCGUUGGAUUAUUCACGGGGGUUGCCGCUGGUGUGAUAGACAUCGGUGCCUCCUGGAUGACCGAUCUCAAAUUCGGCAUAUGCCCUCAAGCCUUUUGGCUUAACAAAGAACAGUGCUGCUGGAGUUACAACGAAACUACCUUCGAUGGUGGAAAUUGUUCACAGUGGUGGACGUGGCCCGAAGUAUUCAGUCAAUCGAAGACUGGAGCUGGCUCAUACGUAAUCUCUUAUAUGUUUUACAUCGCCUGGGCUCUUUUAUUCGCUUCGUUGUCAGCCUCCUUAGUUAGAAUGUUCGCGCCUUACGCCUGUGGCUCUGGUAUACCUGAGAUUAAAACCAUACUGAGUGGAUUCAUAAUCCGUGGGUACUUGGGAAAGUGGACAUUGAUAAUAAAAUCCGUCGGUCUUAUAUUGUCCGUAUCGGCAGGCCUGAGUUUGGGCAAGGAGGGUCCCAUGGUCCACAUAGCAUGUUGCAUCGGAAACAUAUUUUCUUACUUGUUUCCGAAAUAUGGAAGAAACGAAGCGAAAAAGCGUGAAAUUUUAUCUGCUGCCGCUGCUGCAGGUGUAUCGGUGGCCUUUGGCGCACCAAUUGGUGGUGUUUUGUUUAGUUUAGAGGAGGUCAGCUACUAUUUCCCGCUGAAGACACUAUGGCGAUCCUUCUUUUGUGCCCUCAUAGCAGCUUUCGUAUUGAGAUCUAUAAAUCCAUUCGGCAAUGAACACUCGGUACUUUUUUUCGUAGAGUACAACAAACCGUGGAUAUUCUUCGAGCUGGUUCCCUUCGUGAUGCUGGGUAUAAUGGGAGGCAUUAUUGCGACGUUAUUCAUCAAAGCGAAUCUGUACUGGUGCCGUUAUCGUAAAACGUCUAAACUUGGUCAAUAUCCCGUGACUGAGGUUUUGGUUGUGACUGUUGCUACGGCCAUUAUUGCUUAUCCAAAUCCUUACACACGAAUGAACACUAGUCAGCUGAUCUACUUACUAUUCAGCCAGUGUGGAGUAUCUAAUGCUGAUAUGCUAUGUGACUACGACAGAAAUUUCACCGACGUUAAUUCUGCGAUUGAAAUAGCCGCUGCUGGUCCGAGAGUUUAUCAAGCAGUUUGGUUGUUAGUCUUAGCACUGAUUCUGAAACUGAUAAUGACCAUAUUUACAUUCGGUAUGAAAGUACCUUGCGGAUUAUUCAUCCCGUCUCUUUGCCUGGGUGCGAUAAUGGGCCGCAUAGUAGGCAUCGGUAUGGAACAACUCGCUUAUAAGUACCCUCACAUUUGGGUGUUCAGUGAGGAAUGUUCGACUGGCGUCGAUUGUAUAACACCUGGUCUUUACGCUAUGGUCGGGGCAGCUGCAGUCCUGGGCGGUGUUACAAGAAUGACAGUGUCCCUGGUUGUUAUCAUGUUCGAAUUAACAGGUGGGGUUAGGUACAUUGUUCCGUUAAUGGCAGCUGCUAUGGCAAGUAAAUGGGUCGGCGACGCGUUGGGGAAACAAGGCAUCUACGAUGCGCACAUUGGAUUGAAUGGAUAUCCAUUCUUAGACAGUAAAGACGAAUUUCAGCAUACGAGUUUGGCUGCGGACGUCAUGCAGCCAAAGCGCAACGAAGCUCUAAACGUCCUGACUCAAGAUUCUAUGACAGUCGAUGACGUCGACACUUUACUUAAAGAAACUGAACACAAUGGUUUUCCAGUCAUCGUUUCAAGAGAAUCACAAUACUUGGUUGGCUUUGUGCUACGCAGAGAUUUGAAUCUCGCCAUAGCCAAUGCGAGACGGUUAAUGGAGGGAAUAACUGGACAGUCUCUUGUCAUUUUCACAAGCGGUAGUAAUGUUCAGACGCAUGGUCCACCGCCGUUAAAGUUGAAGAAGAUAUUAGACAUGGCACCGAUCACUAUCACCGAUCAAACUCCGAUGGAAACCGUCGUCGACAUGUUUCGUAAACUGGGACUCAGGCAAACGCUCGUCACGCAUAACGGGCGGCUUCUAGGAGUAAUAACAAAAAAGGAUGUCUUAAGGCAUGUCAAACAGCUUGACAACGAAGAUCCUAGCUCUGUUCUAUUCAAUUGAAUUGUAUUUAAUUAAAUCGCGAAAUUCUUAAACCUUUUCCUGGUCAUAUUGUUGUUAUUUUUAUUAAUUACAAUUAUUGGAGUGUUUUUAUGCGUGUUAUAACUGACUUCCAGAGCCGUUGCUCCCCGUUAAUGAAUUUUAUAAUCAUAUGAAUUUCUUAAAGUAAAUUGGUCACGUGAUAAUAGUAAUAAAUAGCUAUUUUUUUGUUUCGCCAUUUUUUUUCUGUAUUAAUUUCAACUUCACCAUACGUAGUGGAAAGCUAAAAUUCCAACUGUUGUCUAAAUGUGUUUCGUUAAAUUUUUCGAAUGAAUGAAUGAUAUUCGGUUAUAUAUGUAAUCAUUGUGGACUAGUAAUAAUAGUUCAUUCUUACGAUACGAUUGUUUGCGCUUAACUGAAAUUCUCACCCGUUAAAACUACGUAGUCUUGUCGAUUUUUAUCUGGCAUGCAUCUAUGUAUGUAUGUACGUAUGUAUAACAGCCCGCAAUUGUAUUUUACAGUCAGAGUAUAACUUGAAAUAGCUCAAAUUUUAAAUCAGUUCACCAGUUAAUGCAAUAUGCUAAUUUGCAGGUAUUACCUGAGUUUGCAAAUGUAUAUACCUAUACACACACCGAUAUACACAAUAGACUGUAUCUAUUUGCAUAAUAAUAAUAAUAAUAAUAAACGAGGGACCUUUAUACGAUUCCUCGUAACCCUAAUUAUAUGAGAAUUUUUUUCUCUUCGUUUUGGUUUACUCGAUUAGGUACAUCUGAUUGAAACUAAAAGAAAAGUCCUUCGAUAAAGAUUUACGACCGACGUAUCGCAAUUUCACCGUUACCUCUGUAUGUAAAUUAUAUUUUUCGGUUUCCUACUUAUAUUAUUACAAUACUUAUUAUCAAUACUACCGUUACUGUUGGCCGAUCUGUAUGUAUUCAUAUGUCGUAAGCGUUUUGCUUAGAACGUCACUAGGUCGACCAUUCUGCAUUGGUUAUUGAGUAUAAUUAAUCAAGAUAUAUACCAAAUCUUUGAAAGUAUUUAAACCGAUAUAACGGCGAUGGUGAAUCUGUCCAAAUCUGAG
Molecule: messenger RNA, 3847 nt
Organism: Diprion similis
Lineage: Eukaryota; Metazoa; Arthropoda; Insecta; Hymenoptera; Diprionidae
Gene: ClC-c
Product: H(+)/Cl(-) exchange transporter 3
Exons: 13
Coding region: 229-2793 (854 amino acids)
Biological process (GO): transmembrane transport; chloride transport
Cellular component (GO): membrane; synaptic vesicle; Golgi apparatus
Molecular function (GO): voltage-gated chloride channel activity
Source: RefSeq, a predicted model, not a curated record